UAUUGCAGAUCAUCAACGCUGUGGUACUGUUGAUUUUAUUGAGCGCCCUGGCUGAUCCGGAUCAGUAUCACUUUUCAAGUUCUGAACUGGGAGCUGACUUUGAGUUUAUGGAUGAUGCCAACAUGUGCAUUGCUAUUGCGAUUUCUCUUCUCAUGAUCCUGAUAUGUGCAAUGGCUACUUACGGGGCAUAUAAGCAACAUGCAGCCUGGAUCAUCCCGUUCUUCUGUUACCAGAUCUUCGAUUUUGCCCUGAACACCUUGGUUGCAAUCACUGUGCUUGUUUAUCCAAACUCCAUUCAGGAAUACAUACGACAGCUGCCUCCUAAUUUUCCCUACAGAGAUGACAUCAUGUCGGUGAAUCCUACCUGUUUGGUCCUUAUUAUUCUUCUGUUUAUUAGCAUUAUCUUGACGUUUAAGGGUUACUUGAUAAGCUGUGUUUGGAAUUGCUACCGAUACAUCAAUGGCAGGAAUUCCUCCGAUGUCCUGGUUUAUGUUACCAGCAACGACACUACGGUGCUGUUACCCCCGUACGAUGAUGCCACCGGGAAUGGCGCUGCCAAGGAGCCACCGCCCCCCUAUGUGUCUGCCUAAGCAGGAGCUGAGAGCAUCAGCUUGGCUUUUCAGAAGUCUGAGCAAUCAUUCUGUUCUUCUACUUUUGAGAUGAGCUCCCUGAGCUGAUUUGUUGCUGAAAUGCUACAUUUUGAAAUUUAGAUGUUAAGUUGAAACCCUCUGUAGUUUUAAACUUAUGCUUUAGCUAGAACACUGUGAUCAGUUAGCAGUAGAAUUCUUUCUGUGGGGUGGAUUGUAACAAGUUUCCCUGGUCUUCCCUUGGCACUGAAACUUCCCCAGAAUUUCGAUGGACUUCGAGUCAGAAAAGUCUGCUUUUGUAUUUGCUGGGCCUGGGCCUUGGGCCAUUAGUCCCACUUUAUCUCUCUGUUCCAUCUUUUGAAAGUGUAAAAUAAAAAUAAAAAUUAGACAAUGCUUUUUUCUUUAAC
This is a messenger RNA of Carlito syrichta (Philippine tarsier), 994 nucleotides long. It is a transcript of the gene LAPTM4B, whose product is annotated as lysosomal protein transmembrane 4 beta. The coding region runs from base 108 to 590 and encodes 160 amino acids. NCBI's taxonomy places the organism in Eukaryota, Metazoa, Chordata, Mammalia, Primates, Tarsiidae. The record is from RefSeq and is a predicted model, not a curated record. The transcript has 6 exons. Gene Ontology annotation, cellular component: lysosomal membrane.